Messenger RNA from Cucurbitaria berberidis CBS 394.84, 1155 nucleotides. Its product is annotated as decaprenyl-diphosphate synthase subunit 1. The record is from RefSeq and is a predicted model, not a curated record. Gene Ontology annotation, molecular function: prenyltransferase activity. NCBI's taxonomy places the organism in Eukaryota, Fungi, Ascomycota, Dothideomycetes, Pleosporales, Cucurbitariaceae. Gene Ontology annotation, biological process: isoprenoid biosynthetic process; ubiquinone biosynthetic process. The transcript has 2 exons. Gene Ontology annotation, cellular component: transferase complex. The coding region runs from base 1 to 1155 and encodes 384 amino acids.
AUGAGCACGCCGCCACCAGGUGCCCCGAUCCAGAUCGACCCCUUCCAGACAGUUGCACGAGAGAUGAAGUUCCUGACGGGGAAUAUACGGCAAUUGCUAGGCUCAGGACACCCGACGCUGGAUACCGUGGCCAAGUACUACACUCAGAGUGAGGGGAAAUAUGUACGACCCAUGCUAGUCCUGCUCAUGAGCAGAGCAACGGCAUUGACACCGCAGUCUGCCAGAGCUGGGGGAAAUGGGAGCAGAAGUGUGGACAGCUCGCUCACUCACCCGUCGAUACUACUAGACGAAAACCCGGAGACAAGUCCAAUCAGCACUAUACAGCACGAUGCCGCCUACACUGCCGAAGAUAGCGACAUCCUGCCGUCACAGCGCCGCCUUGCUGAGAUUACUGAACUCAUUCACACUGCUUCUCUCCUCCAUGACGACGUCAUCGAUCACUCUGUCUCCCGCCGCUCCGCGCCCUCGGCGAACCUCGAGUUUGGAAACAAAAUGGCCGUGCUAGCUGGCGACUUCCUCCUCGGCCGCGCCUCCGUCGCGCUGGCACGGUUACGAGAUCCCGAGGUAACCGAGUUGUUGGCGACGGUUAUUGCAAAUUUGGUCGAGGGCGAGUUUAUGCAGCUUAAGAACACGGCGAGGGAUGAGAAGAAUCCAUCUUGGACCGAAGACACCGUCUCUUAUUACCUGCAGAAGACAUACCUCAAGUCCGCCUCGUUGAUCAGCAAGUCCUGCCGCGCCGCUGCUAUCCUAGGUGGUUCGACGCCAGAGGUGGUCGAGGCGGCGUACCUGUACGGCAAGAACCUGGGCCUCGCAUUUCAACUGGUUGAUGACAUGCUGGAUUACACCAUUAGUGGAGAGGAGCUGGGGAAGCCUGCGGGUGCGGAUCUGGAGCUAGGACUUGCGACGGCGCCAUUGCUGUUUGCAUGGAAAGAGAAUGGAAGUCUUGGGCGGUUGGUGGGGCGGAAGUUCAGUGGGGAGGGCGAUGUCCAACGGGCCAGAGAGAUUGUAAGCCAAAGUUCCGGACUGGAGCAAACGCGCGCGCUCGCCCAGGAGUAUGUCGACAAGGCGAUCGAGGCGAUAUCAUUCUUUCCCGAGAGCGAAGCGAAAACCGGCUUGAUCGAGAUGUGUACCAAGGUCAUGAAGAGGAGAAAGUGA